Messenger RNA from Epinephelus fuscoguttatus (brown-marbled grouper), 2358 nucleotides. RefSeq names its product ras-related protein Rab-8B-like. Gene Ontology annotation, cellular component: endosome; synaptic vesicle; trans-Golgi network transport vesicle. Lineage: Eukaryota; Metazoa; Chordata; Actinopteri; Perciformes; Serranidae. Gene Ontology annotation, biological process: cellular response to insulin stimulus; protein secretion; protein localization to plasma membrane. Gene Ontology annotation, molecular function: GTP binding; GTPase activity. The transcript has 8 exons. The record is from RefSeq and is a predicted model, not a curated record. The coding region runs from base 529 to 1152 and encodes 207 amino acids.
ACCUUAUUUUAAAUUGCUGUAUGCUUGGACAUUGCUUUACGCUCCAUAUUCAGACUGUUCCAUAACUUAACUCCACAUAUUGAAAUAGGCUUACAAAAUCUUCUGGUUGUGUGUGCAUACUAUGAGUGUUGAAAUUAAAUAAUCCCCUUAAAUUGAAUUAUAACCCCUCCGUCACUAAACAGUUUUUAUAUACAUAUAUUUCCCAGUAGCAGGUUAUUUCUUGCUGUAAACAUAAUUUGUGCAGUUUGAAAAUCACAGUCAUUUAAAUAUGAUAAGACUAGUUUACUAUUUUGUCCAUUUAUAAAAGCCAGUGGUUGUUAAAAAAGAAAAACAAACUACAUGUAGUCCUGGCUCAGCCCUUACCUCUUUAAACUACAUAGACCACAAUGCAAAGCAGACCUUGACGUCACACCUCUCGGCAUCGGUCUGCUGCCAGUCUGCCACACACAGACAGCUGAGGAUUUCCAGACGGGGGAUCCCGGCUCCGCACGGCCUUAUAUUGUCGAAACGUUGGAGUGCACAGACUAAAUGGCGAAGACGUACGAUUACCUGUUCAAACUGCUGCUGAUCGGAGACAGUGGAGUCGGUAAGACAUGUCUGCUGUUCAGAUUCAGCGAGGACUCCUUCAACACCACCUUCAUAUCCACAAUAGGAAUCGACUUCAAAAUCAGAACAAUCGAGCUGGAUGGAAAGAGAGUGAAACUUCAAAUUUGGGACACUGCAGGGCAAGAGAGGUUUCGCACCAUCACUACAGCUUACUACAGAGGAGCGAUGGGCAUUAUGCUGGUGUAUGACAUCUGCAAUGAGAAGUCCUUUGAAAACAUAAAAAACUGGAUUAGAAAUAUCGAAGAGCAUGCCUCAUCUGAUGUGGAGAAAAUGAUCCUGGGCAACAAAUGUGACAUGACUGACAGGAGACAGGUGUCCAAAGACAGAGGCGAAAAACUGGCUAUUGAUUAUGGAGUUAAGUUCAUGGAAACCAGUGCAAAGUCUAGCCUAAAUGUAGAAGAGGCUUUUUACAGCAUGGGGAGGGACAUACUACAUAACCUCAGCUCUAAGACGACUGACAACAAUGCUGGAGGAACAGGCAAACCAGUCAAGAUCACAGAGAAAAAGUCGAAGAGGAUAAAAUUCUUCAAGUGCUCGCUCCUCUAGGCUGCUCAGCUCUUGUGUUCACGGCCCCCCGCGUGACUUUGCUGUUUUUGGAGGGUUCCUGCCUCCCCAGGCGUCCUCGCAGCAGCGGCAGCAGUGGUAAUGGACCUUACUGGGUUGAGGUGCCACCCUGAUUUGCCGCUGACUCGAAGAGGAUCGACGAGGAAUGAGGCCUGAUACUGUACAUCUGCUCAUGCAAAAAGACUCACGCGUGAUCGUCAGCAUUGGUUUGUAGCCUGACCCGCAGUGUCUGCUAUCAGGAGGCAGUGAUUCUGUUGGCAUUUAUAAUACCUCUAUUGGAUCUCAUGAAAAUAGACUUUAUUAAACAUAAUAAAGUUCCACAUAGUUGUCUUAUAAAUGGGGAAAAAAAGAAAACAUUCUUUCAAAACUGUAGCAUUGUUUUAUACACACUACCUAUUGUCAUAUUUACUAUGAUGACGCUGUCAUAGACCUAUCAAGUCCCAGCAUUGAUUGUAUUUGUCUGUGUACAUUCAUGUAUAUUAAUAUGCCUAUAGUCUCCUGUUGCACUGGCAUCAUUUCUAUUUGUUCAUGUGUGCCUCGAAGGAGUCACAGUGUUGUGAUAGAAAAGACAAAAAUAUGUAUAAAUAUAACCUACUGUAUUUUUAUUCUUUUAACGAAACCUUUAUUUAUACAGGUUUCAGUGUCAAAAUGAAACUGUGAAAGGUUUGAUUGUUUCUUAAAGAGCUGCACCUAACUACAUAUUGUUACGCGAUUGUCAGUAUUUGCAUGAAAGCUAUAGGGAUACCUCUGAGUGGAUCAUUAUUAAGCACAUUUUACAGUAUUUGAAAAGAAAAUGUUUACAGACAGUAUUUGAAAGUGUCGGUUGUAUCUAGGGAGUUCAUGUUUUUGAUGUUCGCAUAGUGUUGUCAUGGCAGUACAACUAACUGAUGUGUGUAUACUUUAUUUUCACCUGAAAAAGGUACAACAUGAAAACACAGAAACUGGGGAAAGCUGUAAUGUGAAUGAUUGUAAGCUACUGUACGUUACACCGAUGAAACACAGUAAAGAAAGUGGGUCUUUCAAAGAGAGUUGUGUCGACUAUUAUUAACUGCAUGACUGAAAAUGUUGGGUAAUGAUUUUUCAUUACUGUCAUUCUAUUAUUGUACGAUCAUAAACUCAGUCAGGAGUGAUUUCCAGUCAGUGGCAGGGAGUUCUCUGUCUCAGUUCCUUUUUCCGUUAAUAUAUUUG